Molecule: messenger RNA, 1139 nt
Organism: Hibiscus syriacus
Lineage: Eukaryota; Viridiplantae; Streptophyta; Magnoliopsida; Malvales; Malvaceae
Product: anther-specific proline-rich protein APG-like
Exons: 3
Coding region: 94-729 (211 amino acids)
Molecular function (GO): metal ion binding
Source: RefSeq, a predicted model, not a curated record
CCAUUUGGUGUUGUUUCACUUUCAAAUUAUAUCACCAUUUAAUUCCUCCUUGUAUCUCUUCAAUUGAAAUCCCAGAUUUCUCAGUUCCAAGCUAUGGCGGACAAGGUGACAAUAAUGGUGCUGAAGGUGGACCUUCAGUGCUGCCGCUGCUACAAGAAGGUUAAGAAAAUACUCUCUAAAUUCCCUCAGAUACGAGAUCAGAUUUACGACGAGAAGGCCAAAACAGUGACGAUUAAAGUGGUAUGUUGCAAUCCUGAGAAGCUUAGAGACAAGCUAUGCUGCAAAGGUGGCGGAUCCAUCAAGAGCAUUGAGAUCAAGCCACCUCCGAAACCACCUACACCUACACCAGCACCUGCACCCACACCAAAACCAAAGCCAGAACCGACACCAAAACCAACACCGGCACCAACUCCAACACCAGCUCCUCCAGCACCGAUACCAAAACCAACACCGGCACCAGCACCAAUACCGACACCGAAACCUACACCAACACCGGCGCCAACACCGAUACCGACACCGGCGCCAGCAUAUCCGCCCAUGGGAUGUUGUUGCACGGAAUGUUACCAUGGCAGAGGUGGGGGGCCUUGCUAUUAUGGUGGACCACCUCCUCCACUCCCACGCCCAUGUUAUGUGACUUACGGUAGGCCAGUUUACGACAAUUGGACCAGCGGCGGGUAUAACUCGUACUGUUAUUGCGACGAAAAUCCACAAGGUUGCUCAAUCAUGUAACGUCCACUGCUGACCAGAUCGAAAAGCAUGCCCUAUUGCCUGUUCGAUGAUUCGGUAAACAAAUGUUAAAGGCGAACAUCACCUUGGGACCUGUUCUAAAACCGAACUUGAUCUUCUCAAUAAGUUCCUGUAACUCUUUUGGGCUCAAAAUUUUAGCACUAAGGUUCGGACCAAAUAGGAUGUGUCGAUGCAAGCGUUACCAAAAGUUUGGGUUUGCAGUGAGUUGUGAUGUUUGAAAUGGAUUGUGUUGACUUGUCUUUUGAAUUUUGUCAUUUGUGGAAAAUGUUAUUGUUUCCGGCUUUCCGUUUUACAAACUGGAAAAAGACCAUUAUUAGAAAGUACCCAGAAUUUUGUAUAGAAAUGUUGUAGCAACUCGGUCUGGUCCAUUGAAAAAUCACUUGAAGCAUUAG